Entrophospora sp. SA101 is the source of this 1674-nucleotide messenger RNA. The record is from the annotation of a GenBank genome assembly. Lineage: Eukaryota; Fungi; Glomeromycota; Glomeromycetes; Entrophosporales; Entrophosporaceae.
AUGUCGUCAACUCGUAAGAUUAAAACUAUUGAUACAACAGUAUAUGAACUUCAAAAACCAGGAACUAGUGGUUUAAGAAAACGUACAAAAGUUUUUCAACAAGGAAAAUAUACACAUAAUUUUAUUCAAGCAAUUUUAGAUGCAAUGCCCUCACCAGGAGCUAAAGGCUCCACCUUAGUUGUUGGUGGUGAUGGUAGAUACUAUUCUGAAGAAGCAAUUCAAAUCAUUAUCAAAAUAGCAGCUGGUAAUGAGGUUGGGAAAUUGAUAAUUGGACAAAAUGGUAUUUUAUCCACUCCUGCAUGUUCAAAUAUUAUUCGUAAACGAAAAGCUGAUGGUGGCAUCCUUUUGACUGCUUCACAUAACCCUGGAGAUAAUGAUUUUGGUAUAAAAUUUAAUGUUAGCAAUGGAGGACCUGCACCAGAAAAUAUAACAAAUUUAAUUUAUGAGCGAACUAAAUCCAUUAGUCAAAUUUUGGAAUCUGAUAUUCCAAAAGUUGAUAUUUCAACUAUCGGAGAAAAAACUUUUGAUGAUUUUUCAAUUGAAAUUAUAGACCCGGUGGAAUCUUAUGUACAACUUUUAAAAGAGAUUUUUGAUUUUGAUUUGAUUAAACAGUUUUUUGCUGAAAAUCCUAAUUUCAAAGUACUUUUUGAUGGAUUACAUGGAGUUACCGGACCUUAUGGCAAAAAGAUAUUUUUGGAAGAACUUGGGCUACCAAGUUCAUCAACUCAAAACGAUACUCCAUUACCAGAUUUUGGUGGUGGUCAUCCAGAUCCAAAUCUUACCUACGCACAUAGUUUGGUCGAACGUGUGGAAAAAGAAAACAUUAAUUUUGGUGCAGCAUCCGAUGGUGACGGUGAUCGCAACAUGAUUUAUGGGAAGAAUGCUUUCGUCACACCCUCAGACUCAGUGGCUGUCAUUGCCGCUCAUGCAGAUUCUAUUCCAUAUUUUCAAAAAACUGGCAUUAAAGGUUUAGCACGUAGCAUGCCUACAAGCGCUGCUUUGGAUUUGGUUGCUAAAAAAAAGGGUCUUGAAAUUUUUGAAGUUCCCACUGGUUGGAAGUUUUUUGGUAAUUUGAUGGAUGCUGGUCGUUUAUCUAUUUGCGGUGAAGAAAGUUUUGGUACAGGUUCAGAUCAUAUUCGAGAAAAAGAUGGUAUAUGGGCAGUUAUUGCAUGGCUUAACAUAAUUGCUGCAUUUAAUAAAAAGAAUAAAGGUGCAGGCAUUAAAGAAAUCCUUCUUGAUCAUUAUCAAACUUAUGGUCGAAACUUUUUUUCUAGGUAUGAUUAUGAAGAGGUUGAUAGUGAUGGUGCCAAUAAAAUGAUUGAUCAUCUUCAACAAUUGAUUGCUAGUGGUGAUAAAUUUAUUGGAAAAACUUUUGGUCAAUUCACAGUUAAAGUAGCAGACGAUUUUGAAUAUCGUGAUCCAAUUGACGGAAGUGUAUCUAAACAUCAAGGAAUUCGAAUAGUUUUUACUGAUGGUUCAAGAAUAAUUUUUCGAUUAAGUGGAACAGGAAGUCAUGGAGCUACAAUUAGAUUAUAUGUUGAAAAAUAUUCACAAAAUGAAUUAGAAUAUGGAAAUGAUACACAAAUUGCAUUAAAACCUUUGAUUGAUGUUGCUUUGGAAAUUUCAAAAUUACAUGACUUUACUGGACGUGAUAAACCUACUGUAAUAACUUGA